Messenger RNA from Actinia tenebrosa (Australian red waratah sea anemone), 1248 nucleotides. Its product is annotated as CD151 antigen. Gene Ontology annotation, cellular component: plasma membrane. The record is from RefSeq and is a predicted model, not a curated record. NCBI's taxonomy places the organism in Eukaryota, Metazoa, Cnidaria, Anthozoa, Actiniaria, Actiniidae.
UACAUGUAAGAGACCGGAAAACGCUUGGACCAAAUGAUUGGGAAAUCGCAUAGCGGCUGAGAAACAUGGUUGAAUAAGUAGACUGGCACUGUUGGGAUGACUAUAGAAGCCUUUACUGAAUAUGAAUGAUCCAGAUGGGACUUGUUGUGACUGGGAAUGUACGAAAAGUUCUUUUAUGAUACAGAAUUGCCUUGUAGGGCUUUCUGGGAUAGCAAUGAUCAUAGUUGGAGUUUGGACCCUAUACUAUGAAGAGCAAUACCAUUUGUUGCUAGGCAGCACAAGAUACUUGAUUAUAGUAGGGUUAAUGAUUGGCAUAGGAGGCGUGGUCAUCCUGGUCUGUGUGUGUGGUUGCUAUGGUACUAUGAAAGAACACCGCUAUCUCUUGCUUACGUUCAUGAUAAUGCUGUCAUUAAUAUUUAUCAUUCAGUUGUCAGUUGGUAUCGUGGCUUUUGUACAUCGCUAUCAGAUAAAAGAUGAAAUUUAUAAAUCAACAAAGAACACGAUGAAUUUAUAUGGUAGCGACAAAGGCGUUACCGUGGCGUUUGACAAGUUGCAUCAGUCAUUCAAAUGUUGUGGCGACUUGUCAUAUGCAUCAUGGAACUCAACAGCCUGGAAACAGAGUGAGGUCAGCGGUAAUAACACAGUACCAGACUCCUGCUGCAAGACGCCGUCAUUAAAGUGUGGCAAAAGGGACCACCCUUCUAACAUCUAUCGCGAGGGAUGCAUAUGGGAGCUAACAAUCUUAUUCAAGGAACACUUGCUAAUACUUGGGUCUGUGAUGAUAGGAAUAUCGUUUUUACAGUUAAUUGGUAUCUUGAUGACCAUAUGUGCCCUUCGAUACGUUGAUGAUUACUAUUAGCACGGCCCUGUGGCGACCUGCAUGCUUAUAAUAUGUUUUUAAUCUUAUUUUAUCCACUUUAAGCCUAAUAAAACGGCCUAAAGAUGACGGCUUGGAAUGGUUAUCCAUAUAUUAUAGAAUGCAAAACUGAUACGAUGUGUACUGCUGUAUAGAAGUAUGUUUGUAUCGCCUUCUCUACAGAAUCUUCAAGGAAUUUUUUCUCGACUGAUAAAGACAUGAACGGCAAGGGUAGUUAAGACGAAAGGCCAAACUAAUGGAAUUUGCCGCUGCUUUCAGUCUUGUAAUCAUUCAACGCUCUAAUAAAAGAAUUCUAGAUCUGCUACUCAGUAAUAAUCGCUAUUAGUUCUAAGUAUGGCCUGUCUAAAACACAGUAAAAAGUCAAAAUAUUC